UGGAUAUAAAAAAAAAACUUACAAUUAAAAGUUGUUAAUGUGAAAUUUACAUUGAUAAUAAAUAGAAACAGCUUCAGCUGAAUCGCUGUUGGUAAAGUUUUCAUCAGACUCACGCAAAUAAAAAACAAAAGUUUCAUAAUAAGGAUGGAGAAUGACGAAGAAGAUGGAAUCACAGAGAAGAGUUUAUUGCGUCCCAAGCUUGGUGAACUUCAAUUAAACUUUAAAGAACAUUCACUGGCACCAAACCGAGAUGGAAUGGGUAAUGGGAGAGACACACUUAAUUUUGCACACAUGACUGGCAGUACGAUAAGUGUCAAUGUAAUCGAUACGGAAAUAGAAAAUAGCAACAAAGUUCUCCGGCGACGAUCUUCUGCAUCUAUACGUCCAUUAAGUACAACUCAUUAUGAGCACCGUGUCUCGAUGCCAUUUUCAAGCACUACAUAUGCUGCAUUUAAAAAGGGAAAUGUUGUUCGCGGAAUUUUAUGUCCAUCCUUAACAAACUCAUUUCGAGCCGUAUCAUUAGAACGAAGCUAUCUGACAUACUCACAUCGACAGAGACAAAAGUCAUUAAUUAUUGUGAAUGCUGUUGAUUUGGUUUUAAAGCUUGUGCUUGCUGUCGUGUGGAUUUUUCAGCAACAGGAGGAUAGUAUUCCAAUAAGUGCAACAGUGUGGUCAAUAUUUUGCGUACUCGCCAAUUUGGGAAUAUGUUCGUUAGGCUUAUGGAGAUGCUUUGCCAACAAUUAUUUACAUUGGGCUGCUGUAUGUACAUGGCUAUUGCUAACUUUACAAGGAUUCGUUGGCGAUGGAAUUGGUUUUGCAGAACGUGAAUAUUUAGUUUGGUAUAUCUUGUUCAUACUUUUCGUGCCAUAUGCUAUGCUCCCUUUACCUCUUAAAUGGUGUGUCGCUGGAGGGACAUUAACUGCAACAACUCAUAUCAUCAUUACAACCAUUGCAAAACUACAGUCAUCGAAGGAUGAUGAAUUGCACACAAACUCAAUGUGCGUCAUCAGGCAAAUGGUUGCAAACUCCUUACUUUACAUAGCCGUCAAUUUUGCUGGAAUGUACACAAAAUAUUUGACAGAUCGGGGUCAGCGAUUGGCAUUUAUUGAAACGCAUAAAGCGAUGGAGCAUAAAAAGGAAUCUGAAAAGGAAUAUCAAAAAACACAGCGACUGCUUGAUUCCAUACUUCCAAUGUUCGUCAACAAUGACAUAAGAAAGGAGAUGUACAAAACACCAAACGAGGCGGAUACACAAUUUAAAAAAUUGUACAUUUAUCAUAUGGAUAAUGUGAGCAUUCUUUUUGCUGAUAUUAAAGGAUUUACGCAACUUGCCAGUACUGUAUCAGCUCAGCAGCUCGUCAAAAUUUUGAAUGAUUUAUUUGCGAGAUUUGAUAAAAUUGCUGAGGAUAAUCACUGUCUUCGUAUCAAGUUACUCGGUGAUUGUUACUAUUGCAUCUCAAUGUUCGAUCAACAAAGUUGGAAGUCUCGACCAGAUCACGCAAUUUGUUGUGUAGAGACGGGUCUUUUUAUGAUUAAGGCAAUUAAAGACGUCAGAAAUAGCACAAAUGUACAAGACUUAGACAUGCGAAUUGGAAUUCAUAGUGGAAGCGUUAUGUGCGGCGUUUUGGGUGAUAAAAAGUGGCAUUUUGAUGUUUGGUCAAAUGAUGUGAUAAUUGCAAAUCACAUGGAAAGUGGCGGCAUUCCAGGCAGAGUUCAUAUAAGUGAAGCGACUCUUAAAUGUCUGAAUAAUGCUUAUGAUGUCGAGCCGGGUGAUGGAGAAUCACGCGAUAAUCAUUUAAAAAUGAUGAACAUAAAGACUCAUUUAAUAAAGCGUAGCGACCCAUUACGGGUAAGGCGGAGUCGCUUAAUGCACAAAGAUUCUCAACAAAUUCGGAGGCAAUCGAGUGAAAACAGAGAAAGUUUGUUGUCGAAACAAACUUCAAGAACAACGAUGAAAGAAGAUGAACAGACAAAUUGGAUUCCGGAGAUUCCUUUUCAGAACUUAAAGACUGUAAUUCAAUCACCAGAAAACGUUGAGAAUACUGAAGAAUUUGAUUCACUCUCGGUCGUACCCGAGGAGGUUGGGGAGUUAAUCGAUCAGAAUAUUCAAAUUAAUUCAAAUAAGCAGAUGCGUGAAGAAUAUUUAAAUCCGUGGACGUUAAAAUUUAAGGAACCGCUACAGGAGGUUUGCUUCUGUCAGUUACGCGAAGAUAUGUUUAGAUCUAAUAUGCUGUGCAUGUUUGUCGUAUGGAUUUUCAUUGUGAUGUGCCAAUUUGUGAUAAUUCCACGAUGUUCUUACCUCACAAUUACGCUUAUCGUGACUACCUGCAUAAUUUCCGCUGGUUGCGUCCUCGUCAUGGCUGAAGAAUUUCGUGGAUUAUAUUUAUGGCUGCAAGAAUUAUCAGCAUCACUUGUUCAUGAUAGAAAUCGUCGUACAAUUUUUGUGGCAGUUGCUGUAACAUUAAUGUCAGCCGCGAGUUCUAUAGCCCUUAUUAUGUGCUUCCCUGAUGCAAAACCAAAAAUAUUCACCGACUUAUUUGCUGCUUUUUUUAAUGAAACCACAAAAAUGAUUGAAAGCAAUGCAACAAUUGAACUAUACAGCAAUGAAACGAUUGAAUGUCUUGAAUGUGAUGCAAUUAAGAAUCAACCGUCCUGUAUACAUCCGGAAUAUGUUGUAUUCUCAUGGGCUUUAUGCUUGAUUGCUCUCGCUACUGCACUAAAACUCUAUUAUCUUGUCAAAAUGCAAUUAGCCGUUGGCUUAGUGUCUAUAUUCUGCUUCCUCAUCCUCGCUGUCUAUCCUGAUAUAUUUAAUAAAUAUGAUGAAGACCAGGACAUUCAAGUUGGAAUUACAUUACCCACACAAAUGGUGAUUCUGUUACUGGCAUUUCUCACAAUGGUUAUUCAUCAUGCACGGCUAGUUGAGGUCACAGCACGUCUCGACUUUAUAUGGAAGGAAGAGGCUGAACGAGAAUUAUCCAAUAUGAAAUCUAAUCGACACCUUAACGAUUUAUUAAUAAAAAAUAUCUUGCCCGAGCAUGUAGCGUCGUUCUACUUAUCACAUGAAAUGUCUGAUGACAUUUAUUCUAAAAGUCAUGACCUGUGUGGCGUUAUGUUUGCCAGCAUACCCAAUUUUAAAGAUUUUUAUUCCGAGGAUGUUGAAAAUGGAAAAGCAUGUAUACGAGUGUUAAACGAGAUAAUUUGUGACUUUGAUGCAUUGUUGGAUGAACCGAGAUUUGCGACAGUUGAGAAGAUUAAAACUGUCGGACAAACGUACAUGGCAUCAUCAGGAUUAAAUCCAAAACAUCGAGCAGAAAUAGGCGGAACGGAUGAAGAUAUAGUAUGUGAUCUGGUGGAAUUUGCAAUGGCAAUGCGACAAAAAUUGCAAGAAGUAAAUAUGGAUGCAUUUAACACAUUUCAAUUGCGUGUUGGAAUCUCAUCGGGUCCACUUGUGAGUGGCGUUAUUGGAGCUCGAAAGCCAAUUUUUGAUAUUUGGGGAAAUACGGUCAACGUAGCGUCUCGAAUGGAUUCAACCGGUGAGAUUUGGAAGAUUCAAGUACCUGAACAUACAGCAAUAUUGUUACGCAAUAAUGGCUUUACUUGUGUGCCACGUGGCGAAAUUAAUGUCAAAGGUAAAGGCAUCAUGUUUACAUAUUGGGUUUUAGGCAAGAAUGAAUCUGUCAGUCGACUUGCUUCACCAACGAUAUAUCCAGCUGGAAUUCCAAUGGCUCGUACACCAACGCCAAAUUCACUGACAAGACAAACAUCAAGUCAUAGCUCCUUAGCAGCAGUUGUAUUUGGAAUGAUACAAGUCACACAACAGAAUGGACCAUCUGCACUCUUAGAUACGCCGUCUCUCAAAUACGCCGACAAAAUCAGCUGGCCGAGAAAAAUGAGCGAGAGAUUGACGAGGAAGACAUCCCUUAAUUUUUCAUUUAAACGAUCCACGACAUUGAAACUUCCGAGAGAACGAAAGCGCUUCUCCAUCCCUCAACUAGUCAACAAUACGUAAAAUUAUCAAUCAAAUUUGAAUUAUUAUGGAAAUAUGACAGAAAUGUAUCAAUUUUAAGCGAGUUAUUUGAUGAAAUGUUCAAUUUUGUAAAUAAGAGUUUUAUUUAUUCAACAUAUCCAAUGUUUUGAGAAGCUUUUAGCAUUGAAUUGUUAAACAAUCAGCAAGAAAACAUUCAACAUUUCAAGUUUAGAGCAUUGAAGCAUUAAAUAAAUGUGAUACAAUAGACGUUGAGCUCAAAAAAAUGUGAAAACUUGACCAAAGAAUUUUAAUUUAAUUUCCAAUGAAUGUAAAUUCCUG
Messenger RNA from Chironomus riparius, 4305 nucleotides. The record is from the annotation of a GenBank genome assembly. Lineage: Eukaryota; Metazoa; Arthropoda; Insecta; Diptera; Chironomidae.